Messenger RNA from Plasmodium knowlesi strain H, 861 nucleotides. Its product is annotated as AKAP-like protein, putative. The coding region runs from base 1 to 861 and encodes 286 amino acids. Gene Ontology annotation, molecular function: protein kinase A regulatory subunit binding. The transcript has a single exon. Lineage: Eukaryota; Apicomplexa; Aconoidasida; Haemosporida; Plasmodiidae. Gene Ontology annotation, cellular component: cytosol. The record is from RefSeq and is a predicted model, not a curated record.
AUGAAUGUAAGAAAAAGCAUCUUAAAUUAUUUAAUUCUGCAUAGCAGUAUCGUCCGGAGGAACCAUAACAAGAGCUAUCAAAAGGAAUGCAGGCAGAGCGGCAGCCUCAACUGGAUGGAAAAAAACAGAAAAAUGAAAAGCGUGAGACCCAAUUAUUUUGUGUGCAUCCCCCUGUCAGGCAACAAGGGGUUAGUGGAAGAAUUGAUCAAAGUGCAAAAUCACGUGGCUUCGAAAUUCGAAAUGCUCAAAGAAUGUGCAAUUGAGAGAAACAAGUUUCACAUAUCUCUCCUCAUUUUACACGUGAAGAAAUCCCAAAUGGUGGCCUCCAAGGAGGCCUUCCGCGAAGCCAUAGAGGAAAUUAAAAAACUCAACCAUCAAGCUAUUUCGUUCGAUACACUGGAAACGUUUCGAAACGACGUUUUGUAUGCAGGGCUGAAGGAGGACAGCCGGAAGUACGUAGUCAAUAUGAUAGCUCUCCUGAGGGACGCCUUCACCAAGAGGGACAUACAUAUCUUCAGCAAUCACAAGGGUAAGGAGGAGGCCCGGGAGAAGACACGUCCUAGCGGCGCAAUCGACAAGGGUAUAGGCAAUCGGACCGACAAAGGUGCAGCCGUACCCAGCACAUACCAAUGCAGCGAGAAAGAACAAAUAACCCCCCACGUGACCAUCAUGAAAAACUCCUACCUGAGAAAAAUAUACGCCAACAGGAAGCCCCAAAUUUUCGCCGACUAUUACGCCGACUUCAACUUGUCCAAACUGCAAACUGAGCGGGUCGUUCCCAACAAAAUACAGUUCCUCGAAAUGGACACAGACUCGGCAACGUCGUACUAUAGAGUCAUCGAUGAAUGUGGCCUUCCUUGA